Molecule: messenger RNA, 1839 nt
Organism: Penicillium odoratum
Lineage: Eukaryota; Fungi; Ascomycota; Eurotiomycetes; Eurotiales; Aspergillaceae
Gene: mirC
Product: siderochrome-iron transporter MirC
Exons: 5
Coding region: 1-1839 (612 amino acids)
Biological process (GO): siderophore transmembrane transport
Molecular function (GO): siderophore-iron transmembrane transporter activity
Source: RefSeq, a predicted model, not a curated record
AUGCCACUUCUCGACGCGCGCGACGGUCCUUCCUACGGUGCUAUACCACAGGAAAUACCGAGUAUGGACUAUGAACGGGAUCAGUUGCUGCAGGAUGGCUACGAGACCGAGGGCGAUCCCAGCGAUGUCUCGACUAUGGGCGAAGCACAGGAAGGUGUACGGAAAAUCGAGGCGAUAAAUAUGACUUGGACAACCAGAUCUUUAAUGAUCGCCUACGUCAGUAUAUUCCUCAUGGCAUUCUGCACGUCCCUGGAGGGCCAGACGGUCAUGUCAUUGUCGGCGUAUGCUACCAGUGCUUUUAGCAAGCAUUCAUUGAUUUCCACUGUUCUUGUGAUACAGAAUGUAGUCAACGCGGUGAUCAAGCCACCCAUGGCAAAGGUUGCCGAUGUGUUCGGUCGCUUUGAGGCCUUCUGUCUCAGUAUCAUUAUAUAUAUUCUGGGCUAUAUUCAAAUGGCCGCGUCCACCAACGUACAAACUUAUGCCUCGGCACAGAUAUUCUAUUCUGCUGGCUCAACGGGUCUGCAGAUCCUACAGCAAGUUUUCAUCGCUGAUAGCAGUGACCUUCUGAAUCGUGCAUUUCUGGCUCUCCUCCCGGAGUUUCCGUUUUUGAUAACUGUUUGGCUGGGGCCGACCAUUGCAGGGGCUGUGCUUCAGUCCUCAUCAUGGCGCUGGGGCUACGGUAUGUGGGCAAUUAUCUUGCCUGCUGCUUUUCUGCCUCUAGCCCUCUCGCUGCUUUUGAAUCAACGCAAGGCUCAGCGAUUGAAUUUAAUUAAGCCGACAAAGGCGAGACGUCGGAGAGGCAUAUUUAGCGCUAUUCGACGAACGUGGUACGACCUGGAUGUUGGUGGACUGACACUGUUAUCUGCGGCGGUCACCUUACUUUUGGUACCUCUGACCCUGGCGGCCAGCUCCAAAAAUGGAUGGAAGUCCCCUAGUAUCAUUGUCAUGAUGGUCGUUGGUGUUCUCUGCUUGGUUGCUACCCCAUUGUAUGAAUCAUCCAAGAAAUUAGCGCCCAAACCUCUGCUUUCUCUUCAUCUACUCAAACAACGGACCGCCCUUGCUGGUUGUGCCUUGGCAUUUUGGUACUUCAUGGCUUUUUAUUUUUCCGUUCAACCAUACCUUUACUCCUACCUUCAGGUCGUUCAGAAUUACGACGUGGCCACCGCUGGUCGUGUCACGCAGACCUUCGCAUUCACCUCGACCAUUGCAGCAUUCACCGUAUCACUUCUCAUCAAAUAUACCCGCCGGUACCGGAUCUUUGUAACCAUUGGCUGCGUUAUCUAUAUGACUGGCCUUGCAUUGAUGCUGAUGUGCCGCCAAGAAGGUGCCUCCCACUUACAAGUUCUGGGCACCCAAGUUCUCGUAGGCUGCGGUGGUGGUUUGCUCAACGUUCCUGUCCAACUCGGCGUCCAGGCGUCUGCAAGCCACCAGGAAGUUGCCGCAGCCACCGCAAUGUUCCUCACCUCCAUGGAAAUGGGCGGUGCCGUCGGCGCCGCCAUAUCCGGAGCCGUCUGGACUCAUAUGAUUCCUCAGAAGCUCAUGCAGUACUUACCUGAGGAGACCAAGUCCCACGCUGGCGAGAUAUUCGGCAAGCUGACAACAGCCCUGGAGUACCCCGUGGGAUCUCCAACUCGCAUAGCCAUCAAUCGCGCCUACCAGGAAACCAUGAACCGCCUCCUAACACUCGCCAUCAUUGUGACGCUGCCACUUAUCCCACUGAGUCUUGUUAUGGUGGACUACAAGCUGGACAAGAUGAGCCCUAGUAGCCAUAGCGAUGGAGCCGAGACUCCACCUGAGAUUGAAGCUGAUACCGAUGACCCACAUCAUAAACGAAUCUAG